AUGGGUUUUCGCUUGCCUGGAAUCAGAAGGUCAGCUUCAUUUGCUGCAAAAUCGACAGCUUCGAAAUCCGGUCAGGUGCCAAAGGGAUAUCUAGCAGUUUAUGUUGGAGAGGACUUGAAGAGGUUUGUGAUUCCAAUAUCAUACCUGAACCAACCUUCGUUUCAAGAGCUGUUAGGUGAAGCUGAAGAAGAAUUUAGAUUUGAUCAUCCAAGGGGUGCUCUCACCAUUCCUUGUGCAGAAGAUGUCUUCGUGCAUGUCACUUCUUCCUUCAAUGGCUGCUAGCUUAUGAAGACAAGACUAACUUAGAUUAGUUAAUUA
Molecule: messenger RNA, 318 nt
Organism: Neltuma alba
Lineage: Eukaryota; Viridiplantae; Streptophyta; Magnoliopsida; Fabales; Fabaceae
Product: auxin-induced protein 15A-like
Exons: 1
Coding region: 1-282 (93 amino acids)
Biological process (GO): response to auxin
Source: RefSeq, a predicted model, not a curated record